GCUUCUCUGUUGGUCUAUCUCCACAGAAAACGUUUUAUCUUUUGGUCGCCUGGCUGUGACGAACAGAUCUAUGACAUUUUUAGAAGAAUCAGCAAAAGUAAAUAUUUUGAUUUUAAUGGAAACAGACGUUUUUUUUUGUUAACCACGCCCACAUUCCUGAUAUUUUCAUAUUUUGUGUCAUAUUGUUUCAUUCAUCUUGAGCAAAAGAACCAUUUACUGUCACAAUAGCACCGUUCAAGAUCUAAAAAUAUAUUUUUUUUUUAUUCCCAAGUAGCUUCCCGAUGAUGCUGGAGGAGUCGGGCGGCGAUUAAUCUAAAUUUCUAGGAAGAGUUAAUAUUUGUAGACGGUACUAAGGUUCCUUACUCCCUAUAUGUUGCGUUCACCAUUUUUCAGUUCUGUCCGAAUCUACAAUUCAAAAACUGAGUGCAUUAGAAAUUUCCCAAAGAUUUUGUAAAAAAACAAAAACGUUUGCAUUGAUGCUCACUUCAUUAGAACUCACUGAACAAAUUCACAUUGAGAAUAUUUGUUCAAAAAUCACGAUUGUAUCAUUUUAACCUACAUGGUCAUGGAUGAGUAGUUAUCUACUUGUAUUUGAUUUUAAAAUUUGACUAAAUUUCCAUUUUAAAAGGACAAAUAAAAGGUGUGUUUGUUGCCCGCUAGAACCCCGUGCACGCCCCUGCUGCUGUCAGUUUGACUCACUUACUGAAAAGAUUAAGAAAAAAAAAACUUCCUGUGCUUACAUUUAUUUAUUUAUUUCUUGAAAACAAAAAUAUGAAAACAAAAAUACCAGAACGUUGAAACCAGAAUGAGUGAGAAGAAAUACUUUUUUAUUUAUGGAUCAGAAAAGUUCAGCUUCAUCUUCGUUCUUUAAAGCGCGGGAACAUCCCCUCCAUGACAUUUUAGUGCUGACACAAAGAUUCAGCUGCAGAAACUCCCGCUCUCUGGUGAUGAAUGUCAUGUUUCCCUGUAGUUCUGCGCAUAAAUCACGCGCGCAAACGCGUUAAUGUCCCGCCCGGUCUUCCUCCCCUGGAGCCGGGCCAACAAUGUUCCUAUUCGGGCUGGAAGUGGUUUGGAUGUAUCCAAACUGUCAGACCUCACACGCCGCGAGGAUGGAGUGUGUCUGUCGAUGGAGACCUCCUCGGUGCGUCUGCGCCGGAGAUGCGCAGCGCAACAGAUGCCGCACAGAGAAAUAAGCCGUUAAUACCUUCAGGACUCGGGAGAGAGGAACAACCCUCCGCGCGCUGGAACCCGCGAAGGUCACGAGCGCGGACUUUACUGGGAGAUAUUUCACUUUUACGCACAAACUGCGCGUAAAAACUGGACUUUUUCCCCCUUUUCCAUCGAUCUGUAUGAUCGGGUCCUCCACCUGUCACCUCCACUACAGCAGGUCACAUGGCACACCUGCGCGCUUCUCCGUCCCUGGAACCGACUGAACGGUAACUCCAACCGGUUAAUUAAGGCGCGGCGCGAACACGUGGAUCCUCGACCACCAUGCCGCCCAAAAAGAAGGGAGAACACAAGGACACGGAUGUGGUGGAGGAGAGAAACGCUCAGGUGCAGCUGGAGAAGGCCAAGUACAAGCCUGUGGCUUUUGCCGUACGCUGCAACUUCUCAUACACUCCAGCCGACGACGACAACGUCCCAGUGCCGGGCCAGGCCGUCACCUUCGAGGCCAGAGACUUCCUGCAUGUCAAAGAGAAAUUUAACAACGAGUGGUGGAUUGGCCGGCCGGUGAAGGAAGAUGGCGUUGUGGGCUUCGUCCCCAGUCCAGUCAACCUGGAAACCAUCCUCAUCAGGAGAGAAGUGCAAGCAAGGAAAGCCGCCAAGGCUUUAGCCAGCAAAGCUGCAUCUCAAGCAGCUCAGGACAUGAACUCAAAGAAGUACACGCCCCCCUCCCAAGCCAAUCAGCAGGUGAAGAAGAAGCCGGGGGAGCAGGUGGCCAUGUAUGACGUUGUGCCUACAAUGCGUCCUGUGAUUCUGAUGGGACCGUCACUAAAGGGCUUAGAUGUGACAGACAUGAUGCAAAAAGCUCUUUUUGACUUUUUAAAGCACCGAUUUGAAGGCAGAAUUACCAUAACCCGGGUCACAGCUGACAUCUCCUUGGCUAAACGGUCCAUCCUCAAUAACCCUGGAAAGAAGGCCUUAAUGGACCGGUCCAACACCCGCUCCAACUUAGAUGCUGCCGCUCAGAUCCAGGGGGAGGUGGAGCGCAUCUUCGAGCUGGCCCGCAGCCUUCAGCUGAUAAUCCUGGAUGCAGACACCGUCAACCAUCCUCUGCAGGUGUCAAAGACCUCGCUGGCUCCAAUCCUGGUCUACGUGAAGAUCUCCUCGCCCAAAGUUUUGACUAGACUGAUCAAGACCAGAGGAAAGUCUCAGACCAAACACCUGAAUGUUCAGCUGGUGGCGGCAGAUAAACUCGCCCAGUGUCCAUCCGAAAUGUUUGACGUCAUCUUAGACGAGAACCAGCUGUCAGACGCCUGUGAGCACAUCGCUGAUUACCUGGAGUCCUACUGGAGAGCCACCCACCCGCCGGAGAUGGAGCCCGCCAACGCCGUGGUCGCCCAGCUGGCGGAGAACACGCUACCUGCCAGCCCCACAGUCGUCCCGGAUGAACAGAAGAGUAAAAAGGCCCCCGCCCCCAAGAGAAAAGUUUCCCGCGACAACCACCUGGACAAGGAGCCGACUGCAGCCCCCGCUCAGGAGCAGAAAGAGGACGAAGGCCAAACUCAGGACGAAGAGGAGCGGCUUUUGAGGAGUGAACCAAAAAGACCCCAGCACAGCCAUCACCACCAUCACCACCACCAGCGCCGGGCGGAUCACCACAGCCAGCGCUACCAGGGCGCCGUGGGCAGAGACCUGAGCCACAGGGGGGCGCGCAGGCCCCCGCCUGAGGAGAUGGAGAAGGAGGAGGUGGAGAACGAGGCGGCGGCAAAUGUGGAAGAGGCCCACUAUAACCACAGGGGUCACAACCACCACCAUCACAACAGCCACCAUCACCACCAGCAUCACGACAGGGACGAGUACGAGCACAACGAGCACAACCGGAGGCAUCGGCACCAGCAGCACAUUUCACCGCAGACUCACCACACGGAUCACCAUCCUGCUCACAACUACCAGCACAACUACCACCACCUCCACAGCAGGGACCGCGAGAGAGACAGACGCAAGGACAGACAGCACGUCGGAGACGGACGACAGUGGCGCACGGAUCCCUACAUACACCAGUGACUGGAGGUUUUCACCGGUCACUACGGUGGCCCUGAAGUACAAAUCACUCUAAUCAAUAACAUAUCAAAGAUCAAAACAAUUUUAAAAAGCAAAACAAAUAAUAAAAAAUCAAAUAUGACAUUUUAAAAAUCGAAACAAAAUGUCAAAAAAUGAAACAAAAUAAGAAAGUGGAGAGGUAGGUAUCAUGGGGCGUCGGACUGGAUGAAGUUUAAGUUUGAAGAAGAGAAAAAGCAGAAAGAAGAACUGUGGUAAAGCAUCACAUUCUCAUUCAUAGGUCGUCACAUAUUGACGUGAUGUUUGGUUAGGGACCCUCCACGUCAAAAUUGACAUUUUGUCCUCAACUAAUCGUUUUUUGAUGUAAUGGCUGUUCCAAUUACAUCAUGGCUCCCCAACCUCCGGGACGGGUACCGGUACCCUAACCCUAGCCUCAACCCGGUACAGGACAUGCAUGGUACCAGAAACAGACUGGAACUCGUACCGCAAACUACCGGAAAUGGACGUUGUUAAGUUCAAACGACCUGAGACAUUUCUCUGCAACUGCAAGAAAGACCAGAGAGGUCAGAUCGAACUUGCAAGAAGAACGGACAGUGUUCAACCAGUCUCCACUCCGCCGAAACCUUCCCUUAAUUUAGAUCAGGGCGUUCCAGAAUCACAUGAAGUCUACAGCUCUAAUGGGAGCUACCGACCGGUUUUUACUAUCACUGACAUGAACUUCUGUCUUCCAGUACACGAGGGUUGAUGACGGUUUCUUCAAGUUCCAGCUUUUACUAUUCUCAGCCUUCAGCUGGGGCUCGGUUCUUGUUUCUGUACACUAAGCACAAGCAACUAAGAUAAGAAGAUUAAAAAUAGAGAAGUUGAAAUAAUUUAACCCCCCAGUCCAACUCCUUAGUGCUGAGUGCCAAGCAGGGAGGCACUGGGUCCCAUUUUUAGAGUCUUUGGUAUGACUCGGCCGGGAUUUGAACCCACGACCUUCCAAUCUCAGGGCGGACACUCUACCACAAGGCCACUGAGCUGGUCAUCAGUCAUAGCAAUCAGUCAUAGCAAAUGUGUGAUAAAUGUAUUUACAACUCCAUCAGGCGUGUACGCUACCAGACAUGGUACCAGGUUUAGGGUACCGGCCACUUCCCGGGGACAGGUCCGCAUCUGAUACCGACUAAACCCCAGAUCCCUGAUUUAAUUGGAACAGCUAGCAUGUCAAAAAACAACAAGUUGGGGUCACCCAAAAUGUCAAAAAGUGACGCAGAGGCGUCCUUAAACAAUCGUCAAUAUGUGAAGACCUUGGAAUGAGAAUGUGUUGGGUUAAGAGUUGAUUGAUCACUCACUGAACUUUUGCAAUGGGUGUGGCCAGAAGCUUCAAGAAAUAUCUUCUGUCAGAUAAUACAUCAAAUAACGUCCUGCUCAAAAGGUCAACAUCAUCAUCUGGAUCAUCGUCAUCCAAUCAGUUUAUCCAUCUUCUUCUAUUCAUCCAGGACCCGGGUUGCGGCUCACCGGGUCAAUCUCACGCCCAUCCUGAGCUCAGUCUGACUGAUUGUAUGUCCGAGCAAAGACGCCUAGUCUUCCCUAAAGGAAGAAGCUCAUUUCAGCUGCUUGUAUUCGGGGCCUCACUCUUUUGGUCACGACCCAGAACUCAUGGUUUGAUGUUUAUUUAGGAUCCUCAUUAGCAACUCAACAUGCUAGCAGUUAUUCUUCCUGGGGUGCCACCUUCUUAAAGCCACAAAUUCAAUACAUGAACACCAGAUUUACAGUUGCAAGAAAAAGUAUGCAAACCCCCUGGGUCCGCCUGGACUCCUGCAUGAAUGCACAAAACAUGCUCCAAUCCCCAUCCAACCCACAACAGACAGUUACAACCCUCCCAAAUACAACUGUAAGUCUUCAUGUUCUAACAUCCAAAGUACAGGAUGGAAAAACAUGCAAACUCCAUCUACAAAUGGAGAAAGUUCAGCACUGGUGCUACUGUCCCUGGAUGUGGUCAUCCUGUAAAGAUGACCGUAGACGCAGAGCGCAGAAUUCUCGGUGAGGUGAAGACGAGUCCUAGAGUGUCAACUAAAGACUUACAGAAAUCUCUGACACACUAAUAUUUUUGAUGAAACAUUUACUAUAAAAAAAACACUAAACAAGAAUGGAGUUCAUGAGAGAGGUGCGUUUUGGAACAAAGAUGUACAUAUAAAAGCUUAGCUUUUUGCCUCAGCUCUCUCUGAACCACAACAGACUGAUACAGCCACCGCAUAACGGCACCGAUCCACCCAUCGAUCCCACGCUCUGAUCUUCUCUCACUCGUGAACAAGACCCCGAGAUACUUAAACUCCUCCACUUCCGGCAUGAGCUCUCCACCCAAAGAAGACAAACUGUCAAGAAACCAGUGGAGAACCAUGACCUCAGACUUGGCGGUGCUGACCCUCAUCCCAGCCGUGACCACCCCAAUCCAUGCUGGAGGUCCUGGUUCUUCUAAGCCAACAAGACAACAUCAUCUGCAAACAGUAUAAAUUAAUUCAUCUUUGCUUUUUAAUUGUUGUUUUAAUUAUUCACAUGUUUUUGCAUUGAGUGAUUUGUUGAUAUGAUUCGCACUUCAGGGUCACUGUAGUCAGAGAACUCCUUCAUGCUGUCCGUUUUAUCAAACAUCUGAGAGCCGAGUCGAUCUGUGGAGGAUUUCUGUCUGUUUGCCGUUCUGUCUAUCUGCUGCACAUUUACUCACAUUCCCUUUUUUUUUUUUUUUUUUUUUUUCUGCCGUGACAAAACAUUCAUUUUCUGUCAUGUGCAUUUCUGCAGAAACAGACUGCAAAUUAUGUCCAGAACAAAAACACAACUGUUUAUGACAUCCCACUCUCCCUAAAAAGAACCUAAAAACUUUGUUAAAAAUUCACUGCUGAUGUGUGUCCUAAUGACGUAAAAAAGCUAAAUUUGAAAUGUCUUUUAUAAAUUCCUUUAGUGUUAGCGUCUUUGCUUCUUCUUGGUCUGUAGGCCAAAGUGCAAUUAUUAUUACAGGUACUAUUAUUACUGUCAUGAAAAUACUUCAAAUAUCAACAUGAUUCCACAGAGAUGUUUGUUCAAAAUCUCCAGAAACUGAUCCUACGACUGUGGAUCCGUGCAGGUUUUCAUCCCGGUUUAAUUGGUGCACGUUUGAACUGGUGGAUCUUCAAACUUGAAAAAAUAAUGUUAAUGAUGAAAUGUUUAACUUUUGUAUGGAUUUAGGAUGAACCCCACCCCCUUCUCCAUAGAAGUCUGACUCUGCAUGUUGACCAUCUGUACCUGAUCUGACUGAAAGCAUGAACUCUGCCGUGUUGACUCUCAUCCCAAUGCUGGAGACUCUAUGCAUCUUCUUGGAACCCUCCUUAAACACAGCUUCAACACAAUCUAUGCAUUUGUGUAUAUUCAUAAUUGCCUUGAGUAAAUGAAAGCAGGAAAGUGGGUGGAUCAGA
Molecule: messenger RNA, 6644 nt
Organism: Oryzias melastigma (Indian medaka)
Lineage: Eukaryota; Metazoa; Chordata; Actinopteri; Beloniformes; Adrianichthyidae
Gene: cacnb2b
Product: calcium channel, voltage-dependent, beta 2b
Exons: 14
Coding region: 1492-3228 (578 amino acids)
Biological process (GO): calcium ion transmembrane transport; regulation of voltage-gated calcium channel activity; chemical synaptic transmission
Cellular component (GO): voltage-gated calcium channel complex
Molecular function (GO): protein binding; high voltage-gated calcium channel activity
Source: RefSeq, a predicted model, not a curated record